Messenger RNA from Mugil cephalus (flathead mullet), 7063 nucleotides. Its product is annotated as cadherin-23-like. Gene Ontology annotation, biological process: homophilic cell-cell adhesion. The coding region runs from base 98 to 6028 and encodes 1976 amino acids. Gene Ontology annotation, cellular component: catenin complex; plasma membrane. NCBI's taxonomy places the organism in Eukaryota, Metazoa, Chordata, Actinopteri, Mugiliformes, Mugilidae. Gene Ontology annotation, molecular function: calcium ion binding; cadherin binding. The transcript is spliced from 33 exons. The record is from RefSeq and is a predicted model, not a curated record.
GAGGGCGAGGUGAACGGCAGAUGCUUCAUUACGGCUGCGAUUCAGGAGUUCGAUUCAGUGUCUUUUUGAGGUUUGGGGGAAACACGACUGAGCCGAAAUGGACACGAGCCGUUGGAUGCGGAUUGCUCUCGCCUUCAUUGUCUCCGUCUGUGUGUGUGUCAGCGAUGGAAGUCCAGUCGGUACUUCAGUCAUAAACUGUGACGCCGACACUAAUGUAAAUGUGGGUGACGUGGUUGAAGGGUAUUCAGGUGAUGUGGAGAUGUUUACUGGGAUCCAGGCAACACAGGGAGUGAAGCUGGUGCCCAACCUCUUUCCUCACCACCUUGAAUUUCUGGAGCUGGUUUUCACGCUGGGAGACACCAACGCGAUUGUUCGCACCAAGAUGCCGCUAGAUUCAGACGUACUGAAAAACACUAGCGGCACCUUGUAUUAUUCUGUCAUGUGUGAUCAGGAAGGUAACAAGAUCAACAACAAGCGAACUCUGAAAGUAAAUGAUAUCAAUGACAUGAGCCCAGUUUUUACACAGAAGCUCUAUGAGAAAACUGUCUCUGAGGCACACCCGCUGGACACAGAGGUUCUUAGGGUGAAAGCUGAAGACGGAGACAGCUCAAUAGAACACAGCAAAAUCACAUAUUCACUGGAACCAGAUACUGAAGACUUCAUGUUGACCGACUCAGGGACUUUUAUCUUGAAGAAGCCUUUUAACUACAAUGUUGCCCAAAAGUACAACUUCACUGUGACGGCCCGGGAUAAGUCGGGGUGGAAUGACACAGCGACGGUGGUGAUCAACGUUGAGGACUUUGAUAACAUGAAUCCCUAUUUCAGCCACAAUCUGUACCAAGCCUCUGUUCCAGAAAAUCAGAUUGGAGGUUUCACUACUAUUCUCCCAGAGGCGAUUAAGGCUCAGGAUGGAGACUUCGGGAUCAACGAGACUGUGAUUUACAGCAUCACUGCUGUUUCCCCAGACAAGUAUAAAUCAAACUUUGCCAUCGACCCCAACAGCGGAGUUAUAUCUGUAUUGACGGCCUUCGACAGAGAGGAGAUAAGCAGCAAUAUGAUCUCUAUCAGCAUCCAGGCAGCUCAGACCGACAACAGUUUGAAAACAGCUGGAUCUGUUGUGAUCAUCACUGUAGAGGACAUGAAUGAUAACCCUCCAGUGUUUGAUCAGACCAACUACAACAUCAUGCUUAUGGAAAACUCUCCUGUUGGUGCUGUUGUGCUUAAAGCUACCGUCGCCGAUCUUGACCAGGGAGGAUUUGUAGGAACUCUGGAGAUCAUUCCAGACACCGUUCCUUUCUCUAUCGGACCUGAUGGGACAAUCACAGUGACAAACGCCGCAGCUCUGGACAGAGAGGCCAUUGAAUCGUUCCCAUUUCAGAUAAAAGCAACAGAGAACAGCCCACCCAACAGUUUUACAACAGCGCAGGUCACUGUGACUCUCCUGGAUGUGAACGACAACUCUCCUGUAUUCACCAGCACCAGCUACGAGGGGAAAGUGUUUGCAAAUCAGACCGUGGGAAUGCAGCUGGUUCAGGUUACGGCAGAAGAUCAAGAUGCUGGUGUGAACGGAGAGAUCACCUAUUCCAUUGACGCUGGGAACAAUGAGGGAUACUUCUCAGUGGAUGAAAACACUGGAGUAAUCUCACUGGUUAAACUCAUACCACUGGUGGAAAACAAGAUUUUGGAAUUCCCGCUCUAUGUAACAGCCCGUGAUGGGGGAACCACAUCCCGCUCCACAACAGUACCAGUGAACAUUCUUGCUCCCGGUGACUCAAGGCCUCAGUUUUUCCAAAAAGUCUUCCAGGCCACUGUAGAAGAAGAACAGGAACCAGGAGCUGUGAUUCUUAAGGUUAGCUUCCAUUCCAUAGAUACUGAGGUUGACUUCACAGUUGAGACAGAAGCCGACAAGUUUGCAAUCUCUCCCACUGGUGAACUGACCCCAACGGUGAAGCUUGACUACGACAAUGGCCCACAUAACUACUCUGUGCAGAUCUCCAUCUCCGAGGAUGGUGUUGUCAGUGACAAUGCAGUUGUGGAAGUUCAGGUCAUUGAUGUCAAUGAUAACAGUCCUGUUUUUACUCCCAGUUCCUUCAAUCAAUCUGUCCCUGAGGAUGCAGUCAAAGGAUUCAAUGUUGCUGUAGUUACAGCUACAGACAAAGACAGUGGCUUUAAUAAGGAGAUCAGAUACUUCCUGAUAGGAGGAGAAGGGAAGUUCUCUAUUGAUAGCGUGUCUGGGAUGGUAAGUGUUGCCGCUGCACUGGACAGGGAGACCAAGGCAGAGUACAACAUGCUGGUGGUUGCUGAAGAUCAGGGUCGUCCAGUUUUAAAUACCACAGCCACCCUGGUGGUCCCAGUAUCUGACAUCAACGACAACGUUCCGAAAUUCUCUGAUGCUGAGUACCAGAUCGAAGUCUCAGAAACAGAGUCAGUGAACACAAUUUUGUUCACGCUAUCAGCUGUUGAUCCCGAUGGAGGCCCAAAUGGGAGAGUGAGCUACAGUCUUGUCCAGCAAAGCCCCUCAUCAGACCCUGCUGUUUUUGAGUUGGACUCCUCCAGUGGGACCCUGCAGUUGGUCCAGCCUCUGGACUACAGUGAGGUGAAGGUGUACACGCUGACGGUUCAGGCCUCUGAUGGAGGGACUCCCUCUCUAGUUGGGAACAGCUCUGUGGUGGUGAUGGUUAUGGACGUGAACAACAACCCACCUGAGUUCAGUAAGGCCAACUAUAACGUGUCCAUCCUUGAAAACCUGUCCAGUGGAGCCUCCAUCCUGACCGUGGAGGUCACUGACAGGGAUGAGGGAGGAUUUGUAGGAACUCUGGAGAUCAUUCCAGAAACUGCUCCUUUCUCUGUCGAUCCUGAUGGGACGAUCAGAGUGACAGACGCCACAGCUCUGGACAGAGAGACCAAUGAAACAAUCACAUUUCAGGUUAAAGCAACAGAGAACAGCCCACCCAAAAAUUUUACAACAGCGCAGGUCACUCUGACUCUCCUGGAUGAGAACGACAACUCUCCUACAUUCACCAGCACCAACCACGAGGGCAAAGUGUUUGCAAAUCAGACCGUGGGAAUGCAGCUGGUUCAGGUUACGGCAGAAGAUCCAGAUGCUGGUGUGAACGGAGAGAUCACCUAUUCCAUUGACGCUGGGAACAAUGAGGGAUACUUCUCAGUGGAUGAAAACACUGGAGUUAUCUCACUGGUUAAACUCAUACCACUGGUGGAAAACAAGAUUUUGGAAUUCAAGCUCUAUAUAACAGCCAGAGAUGGGGGAACCACAUCCCGCUCCACAACAGUGCAGGUGAACAUUCUUGCUCCCGGUGACUCAAGACCUCAGUUUUUACAAAAAGUCUUCCAGGCCACUGUAGAAGAAGAACAGGAACCAGGAGCUGUGAUUCUUAAGGUUAGCUUCCAUUCCAUUGAUACUGAGGUUGACUUCACAGUUGAGACAGAAGCCGACAAGUUUGCAAUCUCUCCCACUGGUGAACUGACCUCAACGGUGAAGCUUGACUACGACAAUGGCCCACAUAACUACUCUGUGCAGAUCUCCAUCACUGAUGGUGUUGUCAGUGACAAUGCAGUUGUGGAAGUUCAGGUCAUUGAUGUCAAUGAUAACAGUCCUGUUUUUACUCCCAGUUCCUUCAAUCAAUCUGUCCCUGAGAAUGCAGUCAAAGGAUUCAAUGUUACUGCAGUUACAGCUACAGACAAAGACAGUGGCUUUAAUAAGGAGAUCAGAUACUUCCUGAUAGGAGGAGAAGGGAGGUUCUCUAUUGAUCGUGUGUCUGGGAUGGUAAGUGUCGCUGCUGCACUGGACAGGGAGACCAAGGCAGAGUACAACAUGCUGGUGGUUGCUGAAGAUCAGGGUCGUCCAGUCUCCUCUGCCACAGCCACCCUGGUGGUCCCAGUAUCUGACAUCAACGACAAUGUCCCGAGCUUCUCUGAUGCUGAGUACCAGAUCGAAGUCUCAGAAACAGAGUUAGUGAACACAAUUUUUUUCACGCUAUCAGCUGUUGAUCCCGAUGAAGGCCCAAAUGGGAGAGUGAGCUACAGUAUUGUCCAGCAAAGCCCCUCAUCAGACCCUGCUGUUUUUGAGUUGGACUCCUCCAGUGGGACCCUGCGGUUGGUCCAGCCUCUGGACUACAGUGAGGUGAAGGUGUACACGCUGACGGUUCAGGCCUCUGAUGGAGGGACUCCCUCUCUAGUUGGGACCAGCUCUGUGGUGGUGACUGUUAUGGACGUGAACAACAACCCACCUGAGUUCAGUAAGGCCAACUAUGACGUGUCCGUCUCUGAGAACCUGUCCAGUGGAGCCUCCAUCCUGACCGUGGAGGUCACUGACAGGGAUGAGGACGGAUUCUCCUCCGGCUACUUCAUCUAUACCAGUGACACUUUUGACAUCAGUAAACAAGGUGUUGUCUCACUGAAGCAAAACGUCACAUUAGACAGAGAGACUAAGGACAGCUACGUAUUUCAGAUUGUUGCUGUGGACCAGGAACUGGACGGUCUGAAUGCCACAGCACAGCUCAACAUCACCGUCACAGACUACAAUGACAACGCUCCACAGUUCCCGAGCAUCCCCGACACCCUGACCCUCCCCGAGGGCAACUACUCAGAGGAAGCUCCAGGAGACGUUUUGACCAUCGUACCCACAGAUCCUGACCUCGGAGCCAACGGAGAGGUCGUCCUCUCCCUCCUCACCCUAAACCCACUCUUCAGAUUCAGAGAGGAUGGGAUGUUGCUGGCCGUUGGGCCUCUUGAUCGGGAGAGUGGGGAAACGUUCGACUUGGUUGUAAAGGCAUCAGACAAAGGCAGCCCGCAGAGAGAGAGCUUCGCCACCAUCAGAGUGAGUCUCACCGAUGUCAACGACAACCGGCCUGAGUUCAGCUCCAGUACCUACGCCAGCAGCAUCCUGGUAACAGACGCAGAGGAGGGGAAGCUGCUGCUGACUCUGUCUGCCACCGACCGGGACAUUGGGGAAAAUGCAGUCAUCAGCUACAGUUUCUCUUCUGGAAGUUCUCCAUAUUUGGCCUUAAACAGUGAGACUGGGGCUGUGACUUUGACCUCUGCCAUUUCUGAUGUUAAUGAGGAGACCACAGUGGAGCUGACAGCCAUGGCCAAAGACAACGGCGUGCCUCCUCUCAGUUCCACAGCUCAUGUCAUAGUGAAUCUGAGGAUCAUCAGCGAGGUGGAGACUGUGGCCUUCCAGAAUUCCUCCUACCACUUCAAGUUGCCUGAGAACAAGCCGGAGGGAUUUGUCGUGGGGGAGGUACAGGCCUCAGCGGGAAGCGGCAUUUACAACAUCGCCUACAAGCUGAGAACGUACGGAGACCUGUUCUCCAUCAACAGCACUGGAGCCAUCACUACCAGAACAGCACUGGACAAGGAGCAGCAGGAGUGGUACAUCCUGGACGUGGAGGCUGUGGACACAAGCAACCCCAGUACAUCAGCAGUGGCUCUGGUCAGAGUUCAGGUGGAGAAUGUUAAUGAGGCUCCACAGUUUUCCCCUGACGUCUACAAAGCCUCGGUGUUCAGCAUUGCUCCAGCUAAUACCCCAGUCGCCUACGUCAAGGCCUUAGACCCUGAUGUUGGAGAUGAGGCUGGUCUGGUCUACUCUGUGUCAGACGAAUCUCAUUUCAAGGUGGAUUCAUCCACGGGACUGGUGUCUGUGGUCUCUGUAGCGGAUCUGGCUGGACAGACGACAACGGUGGAGGUGAAUGCCACAGACCACAGUGGACUGCAGGCUACAGCCAAGCUGGAGGUGGUGGUAACGGAGAUGACGCCUGAGAGUCCCGACUCCGACUGGAAAGUGCCCCUGCUCAUCGCUCUGGGCGUCUUGUUGGGCCUGACCCUCAUCGCACUCAUCGUUACCGGCGUCCUUCUCUGCAAGUUCAAAAAGAAGUGGAAACCUCACAAAAAACCAGGCAAAGGCAACUUUGACUCUGAAGACUACAUGUUCUGGUCUCAGGACGCAGCUAAACCUGGGAAUCAGGCUAAUAAGGACAAAGGCCAUGAAAACUCGGUGUCUUCCCUAUGAGCUCUGGACGGGAGAAGCUUUCAAAGCCUUCAAACAGAUGCAACAUAAAUCUGAAUCCUGCCUGAAUCUCUUUCUCUUGUAAAUUAGUUAUUAUCUCAACAUCAGAUGGAGAGAAGGUCUUCUGAUGUGUGUAUUUUAUUUAUUUAUUUUUUGGUAUUUCAAGUUUGUUUUUAAAAGUGAAAACUGGAAAAAAAUACUCUUAAUUAAAUCCUACCAACAAAAACAGAAACAUUUCUUUUGUUCUAUCUAAAACAAAAAAGAGAAAGUUAGCAUUAGACUUGGUUUUCUUUCUACUAAAAUAAAUAAAUAGAAACAGGGCUUCCCAGGGUUUCUGCAACAAGUGAAAUUUAGGACUUUUUAAGACAUUUUUAAGGCCAUUAUGAGUUAAAUUUAAGACCUACACGAAGUACGAACAACAAGGAAAAACAUCACUUUCAGAACAACACAAUUUAUUUCCAGCACUGAUGCUUCCUCACAGCAUGACGGUUCUGGGUUUGAAUCCACUCCAGAUUUCUGUGUGGAGUUUGCAUGUUCUUCCAAAAGAUAGAUUUACUUGUUUUUUGAAAUACCAAAAUGCAGGUUCAGUAGCUACCAUCUCUUCGUCUCUCCAGAUCCUCAAGCUUUGAAAGAAGCCAGAUACUGAACUUUGGAUCAUGUGACAGAUUCUUGGACGUCAUAAGUUUUUGUGCUUCAUUUCACUUUUAUUCUGAAAGAUUUUUAUUUUAUUUUUUAAAUGCUUGCCUUAAAUCCACCUGAGCUUCCUAACUCAGUGGUUUUAUCUAAUACACCUUAUGAGAACAGACUGAAUGUAAAGUGUGCGCAGCCUCUCUGUCAAAUAAAAUAAUCUUUGUUCAUGUCAGUGGAAAAUGCAUCUGCACUUUUUUUAUUAUUAUUUAUUAUGUAUGCAGCUGUUAUCACCUUUAAGAGCAGAAACUCACUUCAACAUAAAUCAGGUUGUGAUCUCUAGCUCAAAUAAAACUUUGGUAUCAUCCACUGCUUGUCUGUCAAUUAAAUGACAAACUUUUUUUUUUUUUU